CUUGGCCACACAAAUUAUCGCACAGUGUAUGAUCUUGCAUGUUCCAGCAAUGCAACUGGUAUGCCCAUCAAUCUCUCUACUGAGCCUCCAAUUUGUGACACUUGCAUCCUUGGAAAACAGACCAGGUCCAGUGUCCCAAAGGUUUGGGUGGGGGAUUGGUGUGAGAAGUUGGGCAUCAUGCAUGUAGGCCUCAUGGAACAUCCAGACACUGUGUCUGCAGCAGGAAAUAGAUAUGUAAUGGACUUGAUUGACAAUUUUUUGUCCUAUGCAUGGUCAGUUCCCUUAGCAGCUAAAUCUGACACCUUCCCAGCCCUUCAAGCAUGG
This is a messenger RNA of Suillus subaureus, 324 nucleotides long. RefSeq lists its product as uncharacterized. The transcript has 2 exons. The annotation marks the transcript as partial. The record is from RefSeq and is a predicted model, not a curated record. Lineage: Eukaryota; Fungi; Basidiomycota; Agaricomycetes; Boletales; Suillaceae.